AAUCACAUUUCUAUAAUUGUUUCUAAUUUUACACUGUAUUAGAUAACUAUUUGCAUUACAAGUGAUUGUGUCAUGAUAGCAAUAGCUGUUACUCUACAGGUGUUGCUGUAGCUGAAGUUGUAGGUUUUUAACACAGAAGAUGAAAACAAUCGUGAGAGAAAGGCAAGGGUGAGAUUGAGAGGUGCAUUAAGUUAUCGCAACAUUCUGUACACAUUAGUAUUAAAAUAUGGUAACCGUGGACUGUCUCUUUUCAGUAUAAACAACCCCAUCUUCCUUACACUCCUGUAUCUACAUGUGCUUACACGAUCUCAAUCCCAGACUCCUUUCAAGAACGAGGACAAAAACAAUUACUCAUUUUCUCAACUUUGCGGAUUGCUGAAACGGUGUAAGGAAAGGGAGGAUUCGUAGAACUGAAAUGCACAUUAAAAUGCCCAUUAAAACUCAAACCGAGUCAUAUCCGGCUCCUGGAUCCGAAGAGAUCCACCUGCGAACCACUCGCAAACGAUCAGGCGAAGUAGCAGUCCAUUUCCGCCGGCCGGAAACAAACACCUGCCGUUCUCGUUCCUACCGUUGAUCUUUUAUACCUAACCACGCCCCCUUCAUUGAUAAUUUCACCCCUCAGACGUCACCUGCCACAUAAGCAUUUUUAAAUAAGCAGGUUACAUUUAAGAACACGACAAUUUAUCCAACCAAACUACUCUUAUGAAGGUGCGUAUGGAAAGCAUGCCAAAUAAAAAACAAAACCCGCGGUAUAGAUACGCAAAAAUGGACGUUUUCCGUGUUUGUGCUACGUUAUGGGUAGGAUGAGGGUUGGAAAGUAGAGACGUAUCAUAUGUACGCGAAAACUGCGUGCCGUUUGCACACCAACAAAUUUCGUAUCAUAUGCACGCAAAGACUGCGUAUCAUAUACACGUCCUAUAUAGGCCAAAGUCCGUUUUUGCGUAUCAAUACCACGAGUUUUUCGUUUUCGCCUAUUUAUAGGCAUUUUCAUGACACCGGAAUGAACUAAAAUAUUUGACAGAACAAACAUGAUUUUAGUUGCUGGAGGGAAGUUUGUUCUUAAUGCUGAGAUAUGUGUGUAAAAGUUCUGAGAAUGGUAGUUUCUCUUUUGCUUUAGCAACAGGUUUUUUUGCGUAUUCAAAUAGUCCUGUGACAAACGAAGACUUAAAAAAACAUUUCAGCAUUUGUAACCUUCUUCAACAUCUUGUAUUGCUCCUAGAUCUACUUUACUGCCCAGAUCUAAUCCUGCCUUGUUCUCUAUACUUCUAACCUACCCGCAACCGCAUUUUUUUUGCAGCAUAGCUUUCUCCAGUUAUCUUACAGGUAGCUCGGAUCUUUCCCAAUGAGAAACAAUGUCGAUGGAGGCACGAUGGAAACGCAUCUAUUCAAGCUGAAAAAGAAAUUGAUUUUUUUUCUUGCUUUGUUCUGUUUUAAUCUGUGCAAAGAUGAUGGGAAUGAUUUCGCGAGAGAUGAAAUGGUGACCCGAGUGACUGAGAGAGAUUUCAUCAUUCUUCACGACGAUAUUACCGAAACGCAGCGAGUCGACCGCGUGCUGUGGAUGUUCGGAUCUCCAUAUAUUCACACCCCUGAAAUCUACGAAAGGAUCAUCUCAACCUCAGACAGUUAUGGGGGUUUUAGGGACAAGCUGAGGAGAUCUCACAUCAUCUGGAGUUUCAGCAGCACAUACGGGGCGACUCAAAAUCAACUGUUCCUUUCCAGAUCCUCCGUAAGAGUUGUACAGAAUGUUUUAGCGAUGGAGGGAGAACGUGUGAUAUUUUACCCCAAUGCUACCGAAAUAGAAAGAGGUGAUUUGCUACAGUGGAGGUCUGCAGAUGGAGGUCAUCUGUGUAAAGCGAUAAGCAAUGAAAUGAAAAUCACUGAAUGUGACGAGAGCUUCGGAGACAGAUUUCAGCUUGAUUAUCAGAGAGGAUCUCUCACUAUCAGGAACAUAAGCGCAAAGGACCCCGGACUUUAUGAAUUUACCAUCAUCCGAAAAGGAACUAUAAAAGCAUGCAUGCGUUAUAGUGUUAAAGUCUACGAUUCAUCAGAGUCCAGAUGUUCGCUGCUGUGUUCGGUGUUGAACGUGAGUCAUGUGACUCUCUCCUGGUACAAAGGAAACAGUUUAUUGUCCAGCAUCAGUGUGUCUGAUCUCAGCAUCAGUCUCUCUCUACCUCUGGAGGUGGAAUAUCAGGAGAAUAACACCUACAGCUGUGUGAUCAACAACCCCAUCAGAAAGCAGACCACACAUCUGAACAUCAGUCAACUCUGUCAGACAUGUGAAGAACUCCUACAUUCAUCAUUAUCUUCAUUAUCAUUACUAUAUAUACUACUUAUUUUAGUAGUUUUGGUCUUGACUGCAGUGGUUGCGAAGAUGUAUCGCAGAAGGAAUCCCAGAGAAGAAUUUCCAUGGUCACAUGACACUUGGUGAUUGUCCUAGACUACUAUUUCCACAUGAAUCCUGAUAAGUUUGAAAGUUUUUUUUUCCUGUGCAAACUGACCUUUUUGAAGACUUCAAAGCGGAUGCAUUUUAAAAGUCCAUUUUCAUGUUGUCAUAUAGUGUGGGCUGCGAAAACAGAGGAAUUCGAAAACGUUCCAGUUUAGUCCUGUGAUGCACAUUGUACCCAGAUAUCACAGAUUGUAUACUGACAUAGUUGUGCCUGCUUUUUUGAACUUCGACUCAGAGUAAAAUUGAAAGUGAAAGUGAAAGUGAAUGACUGACAGCUAAAACUGCAUUAGCAUCACAUUCUCCAUACGUCAUGGCCUCAAGGUGCUAUGUUGAGGGAACAACAUCCAUUUCUUGUGGUAUUAUGUUGAGGGAACAACGUAUUUUUCUAGUGGCCAUGAGUUUGAGUAAACAAACCUGUCACCAUAGCAACCCAGGUUUUUUUUAUUUUUUAUUUUAUUAAUUGAUGAAUUAUUACGUAAAUUGUUCUAUUGUUUUAUAAUAUAAAUAACUGUAUCCAUAGGUUACUGGACUGUAUUGCAUGAUAUGUAAAUAAUUAAAAAACUACAUAUUGAAUAAUAAUAUCAUGAAUAAAUGUUACAUAAAGUAAAUAAAAUAGGCCAACACGAAAACAUUUC
Messenger RNA from Puntigrus tetrazona (Sumatra barb), 3081 nucleotides. RefSeq lists its product as uncharacterized. Lineage: Eukaryota; Metazoa; Chordata; Actinopteri; Cypriniformes; Cyprinidae. Bases 1343 to 2428 code for a protein of 361 amino acids. The transcript is spliced from 5 exons. The record is from RefSeq and is a predicted model, not a curated record.